UUUUAGUGGCCUUACUCUUGAAUUUCUUGCUUUAGCAUUCAUGAUGGAGUAUUGGCCUACCAACUCAAAUCUGAUUGGAGGAGAACAUGUCACGUGUUGUUGGUCAAAACUCACUAGCUCCGUAGAGAAACAACAACUUGAACUUUUGACCCGUACAUGGUCAUGUCGUGCACCUUGAAAACGCAGCAAAGUUUUUGUGCCAGCCAGCAUCAAGCAAACAAUUUUUUCACAGUUCUUUUUUCUAUGUUUGAGGUGGGAGGUAUGACACAACACUUAAUGACUGGCCCUGUGGGGAAAUAGUGAGUUUUGUUUCCCCUUGACCUCAAGGGAUAGUGUGGACAGAAAACAUUUGUUGAACAAUCAGGAAAUAUAUAAUUGAUGUUAUUUGCUAGUCAGGAGGUCCUCAUAGGGAAGGGUCUUGAGUAUGGUUUGAGGCUGAAGACCACAAAGUCAUACCAUACUCAAGACUGAGGGAAAUGUUUUAGACUAUGUACAGACCAACCUAGGCUGGCAAAUGAUGUAUAUUUUACUUCCCUAAGCAACAAGAGAUCAAGCAACAGACCAAACUCCCGAGCUCAGAAGCCAUGGAAUCAGGAACAUCCAUUUUUCAACAGACAAACACGGGAGGUGGAAUGUUUGGUAGCGGUGGGUCCUUUGGCCAGUCAAAAGGGGGAUUGGGAGGAAGCUUUGGAGGUGGGAGUCCUCUUCUCCAGUCUAGUGGAUUUUCAACUGUUUCAGACAGUUCAAGCCUAUCAGGUCUGUUUGGAACAGGAAGUACUAACAACCAGUCAGGUGUGUUUGGACAGAGCAGUGUUUCAGGCGUUACAGGAAGUGUCUUUGGCAACAAUGCCAACUCAACCAAGCAUACAACGGGAAUGACUGGAAUUACGAGUACUUUCACUGCAACUAACCAAUCAGGAGGCUUGUUUGGUACAAGCUCUGGCCAAUCAGCUAGUUUGUUUGGUGUAAAAACUGCAUUAAAACCUGGACUAUUUGGUUCAUCCUCACCAACAACAUCAAGUGGGCUUUUUAGCAGUGGAACUCAAGUACAGAAAGAUAGUACCAUCAUCUCUACAAGUCAAUCAUCGAACAAUACCAUGGGAUCCACAUCCCUACAGUCAGAAACACCUUCCACAAGAACCACAACAGCAACCACAAUAACCACAGCAGCACCUGUGACAUUAAGUUGCAGUGACGAAGAUAUGCAGGCCUUUAGGGCAGACAGUUUUGUGCUGGGAAAAAUACCAGAGUGCCCUCCUCCGUUAGAAUUGUGUUGAUAAACUUAGUUUGGCUGUGAGUUAGGUACUACAAGUAAAUGACAGUGAGAAGUGCAGUGUGCAAGCACAGGUUUGCUGAUGGCGUACACUUCCUGUUGCAGUCAAGGGAACAGUCAAGUAUUACUUUAACCUUUCCUGAACAAUUUUCAUUAGAUUGGCACACUCAUAAAGUUUUCAUUUGAAAAACACUGCACAACCAACAUCAGACAGCCAAAAAUGAUUAAUUUGAGCAAAAAUGCCCAAGAUGUUUAAUUUUAUAAUAAGUCACAUAAUAUACAUAAUGGAGUUCAUAUUAAUUUAACUUUAUUAUAUUAUUAUGUAGAAUGAAGUUAGAUAGUACAGUGGAAUCCCAUAAUACGACCACCUCUGGGCUAUAAAAUUGUGGUUCUAUCAAAUGUGUACUUGUAUUAAGAAAAUGGUCGAUUAAGCAUUUUUUUGGAAGUGGUAGUGAUAAUGAGCUGGUAAUAUUGGCAAGGUGGUUGUAAAGUGUAGUUCCAGCAUAGUGACUUUUAAAAUCAUUCUUUCUAGUCACAUUUCAUGACCCUCUGUUUCCUGUCAGACUGAUUUCUUAAUUUCAUUGCACAAGGUUAUUUAAAUUAUAUUAAUCCUAAGAUGAAACCCAACUUUUUGUAGCCUAAAUUUAAAAGUGUGACCUAGUGACUCUGUACUUUGUACCUUUAUAUCCAUGCAAAACAACCAUGAUCUUAUUAAUAGCUGGAUGAUAAUUCCUACAUUUCACAUACAUGUAACUUUCUGGUACACGUCAAAGACUCUGGCAUGCCAUAAUUAACUAGACUUGCUUCAAAUUCAAAAGAAGCAGCAGAUUCUAGAGUUAUUUGUCACCAGUUAGGAGUAGUAUUGUUUGGACAUGUAGUUAACACUGGUGAUUGACAACUUAGCGAGACUGGCCUAGCCAGACCCCUUUUAAAUACCUCUAGAACACUACCUUUGUACCUAAAAAUAAUUUCGAAGUUUAAAACUAUUUUAAAGUACCAGUGUUCUACAUGUAUACUGUAAAUAAUCAGGAUGACGAUUAUAAUGCAAUUAUCAAUAUUUUUUGAAAAAAUAUAGCUAUCUGAAGUACA
This is a messenger RNA of Orbicella faveolata, 2362 nucleotides long. RefSeq lists its product as uncharacterized. Gene Ontology annotation, molecular function: metal ion binding. NCBI's taxonomy places the organism in Eukaryota, Metazoa, Cnidaria, Anthozoa, Scleractinia, Merulinidae. The record is from RefSeq and is a predicted model, not a curated record.